Molecule: messenger RNA, 509 nt
Organism: Daktulosphaira vitifoliae (grape phylloxera)
Lineage: Eukaryota; Metazoa; Arthropoda; Insecta; Hemiptera; Phylloxeridae
Exons: 4
Coding region: 21-485 (154 amino acids)
Source: RefSeq, a predicted model, not a curated record
GUAUUAUUUGUACAAUAAUUAUGUCAAGCAAGAUUCCAUACUGUUGUGCGUUCUUAAACUGUGAAUUUGCAAAAUACAAACGCCGUGUAAGACGACGAUAUGCACUUGAAGAUCAUGAUCCUAAUUCACAGGACAACGGUUCUCUUGCUGCUCAUUCGGAUGAUUCUAGAUCAGUGUCAACAUUAUCUGAGAGCAAUACAUCAUAUACAGAUGAUUCAGAUGAUGAAUUCUUAGACAUUGCUGUAUCCCCAACAGGAUCGUCUCCAGAUUCACUUCUACUUGGAUUCAGUACAUUAAUAGAAGAAGAUAUUAUUAGCCAGUCAUCAAUUAUUGUUAAAAGAAAAAUUACAAAAUAUUCUUCAGAUACUCCUCGCAAGACUGAUUUAUUGUUUGGUGGUACUAAAAAUAAUGAAGCAGUUGUGAGAAAAAGAAAGUUGACACAUGAUUUAGAAUCAAAUCCUGAAAUUAAUGUAUUAUUAAACUAAACUAGACCUAGUACGAAAUCUAAA